AUGGACCCGCUAAGUUUAACAGCCAGCGUUGCAGGUCUGCUCAGCCUUACCAUCAACGUCACCGACAUCCUCUCCAAGUACAUACGAUCGGUCAAGAAGGCUGAGCAAGAAUCACUCGAGCUCAAACAAGAGCUUUGUUCACUCUGCGAAGUACUGAAGCAGCUUGACCAAUUCCUCGAUGGCGAGAAAGGACUACCCCCACGGUUCAAAGACACUUCAGCCUUAUUUACUUCGAUCCAAACCUGCCACGCAACACUCAAUUCGCUUUCAACAAUUGUACAGAAGCUCCCGAAAGAAAGAUUGGAGAAGAAAUGGUACCGAAAGUUAAUCUGGUCUCUCCAACGUGAUGGGAAGAUGGAUACUAUCGCCACAAUCCGGCGCUGCAUCCAGAUAUUCCAAUUCUCGUUGACAAUAGAAGGAUGUGAUGUCCUCUCUAAAACCCUGGAUGAGGUUCUGGUAAGUCGUGAAACGCAGCUAAACACUUCGAAAAACGUCACGGAAAUCGUGGAGCUUGUCAAGAAGAUUCAGAUCGAUCUUGACAGAAAAAGGGGUUUGCACGACAGUCAGAUGAGCGAACUACAUCAGCGUCAGAUGGCCGAUGAACGACAGAAAUUGCUGGAAUGGAUCGGCGGCUCAACUAAUCCAUCGUCGAAUCAUAACCGGGCUAUGGCUCAGAGAGAGCCAAAGACUGGUCUCUGGUUUCUGGAGUCAGACGAUUUUAGCGGCUGGAUCAAAUCGCCGCGCUUGCUGUGGCUGCACGGAAUUCGUAAGCAUCUAGCCCAAUACCCUCCUUCUUUGACUGGACUGCAGCGCUUAUUUUGGGGUCAUCUAGCUGGUUGUGGCAAAACAGUUCUCUGCUCAACGAUCAUCGAGGCUGUUAAAGAAUUGUGUUCUGAGGGCACAGCUGGAAAGUUAGGCUACUUCUACUUCAACUUUCAGGAUUUCCAAAAUGAUUCUCACAAGGAGGAUCUGUUCAUGUCCGCUCUACCUCGGUCGCUGCUCAGACAACUCUGUGCUAACGAGCCCACACUGCCGGAUCCAGUCCAAGCAAUAUACACCCGGCACCACGGGACUGGAUCAAACCCUACCCAUGAGGAGCUAACGUCUGCCCUGGACGCUGUUAUUGAUCAGCUGGCCAAAGAUGUAUAUAUCAUACUGGAUGCGCUCGACGAAUUUCCAGAGAAUACAAACAACGCACAGAGGAAAAAAUUGCUCAAAUGGAUCACCUUAAUGGUCGAUGGUCGUUUCCAGAACCUCCACAUCCUGACAACAAGCCGAAAAGAGUGGGAUAUCGAUGCGGCUUUAGGGAAUCUGGCAAAUGGGGGUCUUCCCAUCCAGGGCCCUGCGGUCGACAGUGACAUCCAAAGGUACAUACGAUCCUCUCUGGAGGAAGGUCCACUUAGCAGAUGGCGGGACAAGAUCAAGAUCAGAGCUAGCAUAGAGACGAGGCUCACAGAGGGGGCUAAGGGAAUGUUUCGUUGGGUUGUCUGCCAGCUUGACAUGCUGGGAGAGUGCACAACAGUCAAAUCCGUCGGAAAAGCACUGGCCGAGUUGCUGGUGACUCUGGACGAUACCUACGAGCGGAUUCUGAACGCAAUUCCGAGAAGGAACAAGGACGAUGCUCGACCCAUUCUUCAGUGGCUUGCAUACUCGAAACGCCCUUUGACACUGGAUGAGGUCGCAGAGGCUGCGGUUCUGAGACCUGGAGAUGGCCCGAUUGACGCGGAUGAAUUAUGCGACCUUUCAGAAGUUUUGCGCAUUUGCCGCAGUCUCGUUACGCUCGCAACCGAGGUUGUCUGUAUCUGUGCGAAUGAUUCGGAGAUUGAAGUGGUUAAGUUCGCCCAUUUCUCCGUCCUUGAAUACUUGACAUCUAGACGGUCAGACUACUUCUCUGUUUCUGCCAUGGAGGCCACAGCUACAUCGGAUGCAGACGAGGAUAUCCCCACAGGUAUCGAAGACUAUUCAGACGGAGGCCAAGGCGAAGACGCCGACUCAAGGCCAGUGGCCAAUUACGCAGCGGAGUAUUGGUACGAACAUGUCUGCGAGGUUGAAAAGGUAAAUGACAGACUUUCGAAAUUUUCGGACAGCGCGUACCGGUUCCUCGGCGAAAAUUCUCCUCGUUGCUUUUUGAAAUGGCUCCAAAUGUACAAUCCUCAAGACCAAAUUUCCGGAUAUCUUUGCAGACGUUAUGAUCAGGCUGCGUACUUCCCGCUGUGGUACUCGUCGCUGCUAGGAAUUAGGCACGCCACCCGCCGCCUGAUCGAGAGCGGAGCUGAUGUCAACCAGCAGAUUACAGGGUAUGGUGGUGCACUUCAUACUGCUGCGAAGAGGGGCCACUAUGAGAUUGCUCAGAUUCUGCUUGAAUCCGGAGCGGAUGCCAACCGAUGGAAUGAAGAUUAUGGCACGCCAUUGGAAUGUGGCGUAGAUGAACUACAUCUGAGUAUCUGCCAGCUGCUUAUCGAUCACGGGGCCGAUGUGAAUGCUGCCACCAGACAUGAAAAUGGCAGUGUCCUGCUGGUGGCCUUGGACCUCCUAGACCCGUCCACAUUACAUGGUGUCAACAUCGUGCAGCUGCUGCUUACCCACGGCGCAAACGUCAAUGCUCGGAUGGCUAGAGGCUGGGCUAGAGAGUACACGGCUCUACAUGUAGCCUCAGCAAAGGGUUUCCUCGGAAUUGUCCAAUCACUCCUUGAUAAAGGGGCCGAUAUCAACGCCCCGGGUGGAGAUGAGGUCGGUACUGCUCUACAGGAAGCCUCUAGACACGAUCAGGUUGAGACUGUGCAGCUAUUGCUCGAACACGGGGCGGAUGUCAACGCUCCGGCUGGAGGAAAGGGCACUGCUCUGCAGGCGGCCUGCACGAGAGGAUUCGUUCAAAUGGUUCAGUUGUUGCUCACACACGGUGCGGAUGUCAACGCGUGGACGGAUGAUUUGUUGCCUCCCAAUCAUUACGAAAGAGAAAUGCCCAGCACCGCACUGCAGUGUGCGUUGGUGGAUGACCGUGCGUAUAUCGUCGAGCUGUUGAUUGAAUGUGGCGCAGACAUGAAUGCGACAAAUAAAAAUGGCCGCACAGCGCUGGAUUUGGCGAAGAAGUGGGGAAAGGAAGAAUCAAUCCGGGUAUUGGUCGAGCACGGAGCGACAGAGACAGACGCAGUGGCAGACUCAGAGUCAGACUCAGGGUUGGCGUCGCGGUUCUAG
Messenger RNA from Fonsecaea nubica, 3195 nucleotides. Its product is annotated as Serine/threonine-protein kinase GCN2. The record is from RefSeq and is a predicted model, not a curated record. Gene Ontology annotation, cellular component: cytoplasm; nucleus. The coding region runs from base 1 to 3195 and encodes 1064 amino acids. The transcript has 6 exons. Lineage: Eukaryota; Fungi; Ascomycota; Eurotiomycetes; Chaetothyriales; Herpotrichiellaceae. Gene Ontology annotation, molecular function: protein binding.